AUGUACGAGGCGCUGGCAACAUGGUUUUUCCUCGCCCCAUUGCAGCGUAUACGGAUACGGGAGGGCCAUAGCCUGGGAACGAAGCGCGCUACGCUGCGCAAAAUGAGUUCUGCGUUUGCAAGAUUGACUGCGUUUGGUGCCCUCGAAAAUUCAUCAGUUGGCGUUCCAGCGCCGCAUCUCUCCAACACUCUCGACUCAUCGCAACUCGACCUUCAUAACAACAACAUGUCUUCGACUAUGGCGAUUGGAGGCUUUCAGCCAUUUCCAAACGAGAUGUACGGGCUCGUGUUCGGAGCGCUUCUCAAGCAGGUCCGAGCCUAUCACAUCAAGAAAGAGUUCGACAACGGCAGACGCAAGACUCCUAGGUUCGGGCAAUGGCUCGUUCCCGUUGCAUCGGACACUUUGAAUGUCGCCAGAGCCAGUCACGAGACGAACGCAUUGUUCUACGAUGAGAUCUUGAGGUGCGCAACUUCUUCGAAGAAGCCGACGAAAAUGAUCGCCUACAUCAAGAACCUCAAUUUCAGACACCUCCAAGACUUCAUCAAGAACGGACUAACGACAGCGCAACAGCAGCGGCUUGCGGAGUCGACGGAACCCAAAAUCAUCGCCAUCCUCGACUUCGACGGCGACGAGUACAAGACAAAGGAGUUUGGACAGUGGAUCGGAUUCAUCCAGAACAGUGAUGUGCGCGUCGAGUACAUGGCAGGCGACCUCGGUGACCCGUACGCAGUGAGGGCAAAACUAGAGGGCACAUUCAUGAGGGCCUUUGAUGACAGGAGGGGCAUGCUCGAGAUCUACAAGGCCUGCGUCGUCGGACUGAUGAACCUCAGAGUCGCACGUGAGCGAGUCGCAGCUCUGUAUGAAGAGAUUCCUGAAGAUGAGGCGGAUGACGAUGACGAAGAGGGUGAGGAUCGCGCCGCCGCUACUCGGCGCGCAAAUGAGGAAAUGGCCAAGAAGAUGGAGGCGAGUAAGGUGGGAAAGGGUACCGGAUUGGGUGCACUACUUGGACUCGACACCACGGCUGGCGCAGAAGAGGACGAGGUGGAAGAUGGCGAUGAGAGCAUGGGUGAAGACAGUGACUCCGAUCCGGAGAACAUGUCUUCGUCGGACGAGGACGAGUGA
This is a messenger RNA of Zymoseptoria tritici IPO323, 1122 nucleotides long. RefSeq lists its product as uncharacterized. The record is from RefSeq and is a predicted model, not a curated record. Lineage: Eukaryota; Fungi; Ascomycota; Dothideomycetes; Mycosphaerellales; Mycosphaerellaceae. The transcript has 4 exons. Bases 1 to 1122 code for a protein of 373 amino acids.